AUGAAAAGAAAUCUUAAUUACGAUAAUAUUGAUAUUUUUUUCUUACUAAACGAAAAUAAAAUAUUAACUGAAACAGAAUUACAAAGGUUACUACCUAAAGAAAAUUAUCAAGAAUAUAUCAAAGGUUUUUACAGAAGAAGAUUUAUUGAUAUUUUUAAUAAGAAUUAUGAUUUCUCUUGGUUUGUACAAAGAUACUUAAAUAACAAAAGAGAGUUUAAAAUAUGGAAUUUUCAAUUUAAUAAUUAUUAUUUUCUUAUUAAAGGUAUUGAGUUUGAAGAAGAUCUUAAUAAAUUAAUAGGGUUAGUAGGAUAUGUAAACCAUUAUGUAUUUACACCAGAAGAUUUAAAACUAACAAUUAUUUUAGAAAUGGAAACAGAUCGAGAAGUUUAUGAUGAUAUUUAUUCUGUUUUUAAAGUUAGUUCUAUAUUUUUUACACCAUUAAAAAUAAAUGAAUUUGCGGUGCAAUCACCUAAAGAAUCCGAUAAUUAUAUUAUAAAAAUAUUAACUGAAUUCUAUAAAGUUAAGCUUCUUGAUGCUAACAACCCACUUCAAGAAAUGUUUCUUUUUUGCAAUAUUUGUAAUAUACAAUACAGCUCUAGUAUUGAAAUGGCACAUAAAUGUGGAAAAGGAUGUUUGCCUGAUAAUCGUAGAAAAGAACUUUUGAAAAAUUUUAAGGAUUUUUCGUUUAUGAAAGAUAUUCAAAUAGACUUUAUUUGUAAAAGCAAUAUAAUUAAAUUUGAAGAAAAUGUCUAUAAAUGUGCAUAUUGUGAAAAGAAAUUUGAAUCUGUUGAAUUCAUAAAUUUACACUACCAAAAAAGACAUUCUGACGAAAUAGCGCUUAGAGAAAAAAAAUAUGAGGACUUUAAAAAAUUUAUUGAUAAUCUUGAUUUAUUAAUAUUUUAUCUUGCAGAAGGAUCUUUAGAAUCUAAACCGUGGUUUGCAAAACUGUCCGAUGAUAAUAAGGUCAUAUAUGAUAUGAACCAUGUAUUUAGUGGUGAAAUAGUUUUUGAUUAA
This is a messenger RNA of Vairimorpha ceranae, 1014 nucleotides long. Its product is annotated as zinc finger c2h2 protein. NCBI's taxonomy places the organism in Eukaryota, Fungi, Microsporidia, Nosematidae. The transcript has a single exon. Bases 1 to 1014 code for a protein of 337 amino acids. The record is from RefSeq and is a predicted model, not a curated record.